CUUUAAUAUAUUAAAUAAAAUGAAUUCUUAAGGAUAGGGAUUUAAGUUGUACAGUUCUAAUCAGAAUAAUGAAAUAAUAAAUAAACGAAGAAAACUUAGUAUUGGAAGUGAAGGUAGUGAUUCAACUGGUGAAAAAUUAAAUGAAAGCUUCAAUAGAUUAACUUUAAGUGCUGGAAAUCCAUAAAGCUCUUUCCAACCUUUUGUUAAGAUUCCUAUUACUUAAGUUCGACCUCCAGAAAGACCUUUAACUCAACCUUCUUUAAUGAUGGGAAUUUAAAAAUAUCUGAAAUUAGGAGAAGAUUUGGAGGCUGAAGAUCUCUUAACAAAACCUUAUAAUGAUCUUUAAUAAAUCUAGAAUCUUCAAUAAUUACCUCAGUAGAGACUACAUUUUAUACCAUUUGGAAUGCCUUCAAAUUAUGAAAAAUUAAUGUCGGAGGCAAAGAAUGUUUUAAAAGGUGAAAUAAAAGUUGAAGAAGAAAGAUAAAAAAGAAAUAUAGAUGAUUUUUUGAUUGAAUAAAAACUAUUGAAUCCAGGUUAAAAAUUAAGUAAAGAAGAAAGGGCAGCUAAGGUGAAAGCAUAUUUAGAAAAAAAGCAUAAUCGAUUAUGGAAAUAAGUGAGGUACUUUAUUGAUUUAAUAAUCCACAGAUACCCAGUUAGAAAAAACCUUGCUGAAUUUAGAGAGAGAGUAUAAGGAAGAUUUACAAAAUCUGAUAAACCAAGAUUCAAUUAAAGUCUAAUACUAUUAGAUAAAGAAGAAAGAAAAAUGGAAACAUUAACUAAUUCAUAUGCUUGA
Paramecium primaurelia is the source of this 793-nucleotide messenger RNA. The record is from the annotation of a GenBank genome assembly. Lineage: Eukaryota; Ciliophora; Oligohymenophorea; Peniculida; Parameciidae.